AUAAUGAAUGGAAUCAAAAAUAUCGAAGUGUGAAACUUUCACCUCAAAAUAUGCGAUUAUUUGACGGAUUUCUGAGAUAAUUUUACUGAUGCAAUGGCGGGGAUAGAGACGCCGAAUCCGAGUUCACUGCAUUCCAAAGGAGGGUCGAGUAGUGGCAGUGAUAGCAGUACAAACUCGGUCGCUGAAGAAGAAAGACUACGCCGACUUUUCGUGAGUUGUGAUCAUGAUAAAGAUGGAUACAUCGACAGUGAGGACCUGUUGCUCAUGUGCCAGCGCCUCAACAUGGAGGAUGCAGUGGAGGAGCUACGUCACCAACUCGGCAUGGGACCGCAGGGCAUGAUAUCAUUUGAACAGUUCAUCCGUUGCCGGAGGAAACUGGUCCAGGAGAUUGAGCAAGUCAAGUCGUGUCAGAUGGAUGAGAUGCAGGGCACACAACAACUGAUGUCAUGGCCGAAUAGCAGCGACAAUAGUCUCGCAAACUCUGGUAUCGGCUAUGACAGUGGUGCUCAAGACUUAGGCCCGGAACCACCAACGUUACACAAGCUGUUUGAAUCGUCUGAGCCGGAGAUCUAUCAGAAGAUUACUGAGAGUCCAAACACGAGUCACUGCUUAGAGAUGGCCAAUUCACUCCACCUGGCGGCCAUCGCCUCAAUGAAGACAGACCUGCGGGAUAUGUCUAACCGCCUCCAGCAUGUGACGACAGAGCGUGACUUGCUGGAAAAGCAGCUGAGCAAAACACAGCUGUGUACCUCACAGAGUGAGAAGUUCACAAUGCAGCGAGAAUGGCAGGACCGGUUAGACGAGCAGAGUCUACGAUAUGAGGAGAGGAUCACGGAGCUUCACAGUGUCAUCGCCGAGUUACGGCGGAAGAUCGAACGGACGCAGAUCAACGUGAUCCGGGAGGAAGAUGAAUAUGAAGAAGGUUCAGAGACGAAUAGUAUCAACGGAAAUAACGCCAAUGAUUCACAAUGUGCAAGCAUGGAACUUGGCCAAGACUUGAAUGCUGAGCUAUCACGUGUUGUGUCAGAGUUAGAGAAUCGUAUUGGUGAGAACAAGAAGAAUGGUGCAGAGUCGGAAACAACCCAACCAUACAUCACUCUCCAGCCGUACCUCAAGGAGGGCACACUGGAGGGGAACAAGGUUUGUAAAGAAGUUGAUGGCCAUAUGCUACCCGAGUCUGACUCUUCCGGCACGGAAGGUGUGAAUCCUAAAGAUCAUGUGAUGAACAUCAAGAUGGAGAAUCACGAGUUGAGGGGGACGUUAAAUGAUCAGGAUUCGCUGAUUAAUAAACUGCGUAUCGAGAUUGAAAACUUCCAUGAGGAGAGAGAGGUUCUGAAACGUCAGAUCCGAGAACUCCAGUCCAAAACUCAUGACAGUCCGUCAUCUCCCUCUAGGAGUUGGGUUCCACCAUCGCCCAUGAGAUCUCCCGCCCAUCAACAACAACAACAACAACAACAACAACAACAACAGAGGCUUGACGGGGCACUAGUCAGCUCGGAGCCGUCAAAGAUUGCCAAGGUGGCCGAGUUGAAGCGGUUGAAACCAAAGCCCCCUGGUACCGGAGGAGAUCGAAUAUUUGGUGCUGAAAUCAGCUCCCAAGGGCUUCCAAGUUCUAAAGUAGCGGAGCAUCUCUCCCAGAACCUCCAGGACCACUGUAAUAUGCAAGACCUUGUCCAAGGUUGCCAUGGCAACAAGGUGCCAGCAGAGAUUAUACGGGAGUUUGAGAUCGAAGUGGAAAGAUUAACAAGUAAAAUAGACAAUCUGAAAUCUCAGAACGAUUUAUUACAAAUCACCCUCGAUGAGAGUAAAUCACAUGCGGAUCGCUUGAGUGUUUUGAUGGGGAAAUAUGAGUCGAAUAACAUGGCCCUUCAGCUGGCAGUAAACUACACAGAUCAGUUGAGUGAGGUGUAUGAUGUGUUCACAGCACUGCAAGAGAGUGAGAUCGGUGUCCUGUUGGUGAACUGUCGCGCAGCUGGCUUAGGAAGCAUUGCUGGUGUAACAGAGGCUGAUGAACAGGAAGACAUUAGUUCCCUCCUCCAGCGCACGCACACGACGCGGAAGAUGACAGAGAAUGUGGCCAAACAGUUAUUACAGCGGUUAGAUCGUAACUCUGGGAUCCACAUGCCAUCAGGGUGUCACACGGCUCCCUGGGAGGAGCUAUCAUCAACCAGUCGCACAACCAGCACGACAAGUUCAACUGGCAGUAACGGUGACUCGGAAUUCUCCAAAAUGGACGAGAAGAAGUUACGAGAAUACAUCCAACAAUUAAAGAAUGAUCGCUCGGCAGUUACUAUGACGAUGAUGGAGUUAGAGAGCGUCCAUAUUGACCCGUUCGAUAUGGAGGCGAGGAAGAACCCGGAGGCUCAGAGGCUCGAUCUGGAGAAUGCUGUGCUCAUGCAAGAGUUGAUGGCGAUGAAGGAGGAGAAGGCCGAGUUAAAGGCACAUUCGUACCUCCUGGAGCGGGAGAAGAAGUCCAUUGAACUGCGUCUUAACGGCAAGGAGUCGCAGGAACAGGCUUAUAUUGUCCAGAUAGAACAUCUCAAGUCAGAGAUGAAGGAGUAUCACCGUCGGUUACAGAGAGAGGAAAGGAUGAGGCGUGGAGAAAAGAAUCCCGACAGUGACUCUUCUUCAGAUAAGAACUCCAAUGCAUCGCCGGCCGACCAGCGCGUGCACAGUCCCAGUGAGGUACAACAAGACUUACAGGAAUCAUUACGCCGCGAACGCAAACUUAAGGCGCGGGUUCAUGACCUCGUUGCAACGCUGGAGAAAUUGUCGCGGAAUUCUGAAGUGCGCCAUCAACAGUCUGCUGAGUUUGUGAAUGAUUUGAAGAAAGCGAAUAGUGCCCUCAUCUCAGCAUUCGAACGUGCCAAGAAAAAGUACCAGAGUAAGAUGAAGAAGAUGGAAGCUCAGCUGCAGAAUCUUCGAGAACAGUAUGAAACACAGAUUAAACUGCUGCGACAACGGAUCGUCCACCUGGAGGAGGAGGUGAAACGCCCACGCACAAAUGAAACGUCAUUAUAGCAAUACGCCGAUUACGGAGAAUUGUGAUAAAGACUGAAAGUGCCACCUAGUGGCUUGUUUGUAAAUAUCCUUCUCCGUUGGUUGUGUGUACGAGUCAAACUCGAUAGUCAGGGGGGAUACAACCUUCAACUAAUCCACCCUGACGAUAGUCAGGGUGGAUUAGUUGUAUAGUCAGGGUGGAUUAGUUGCAGGUUGUAUAGUCAGGGUGGAUUAGUUGCAGGUUGUAUAGUCAGGGUGGAUUAGUUGAAGGUUGUAUAGUCAGGGUGGAUUAGUUGCAGGUUGUAUAGUCAGGGUGGAUUAGUUGCAGGUUGUAUGGUCAGGGUGGAUUAGUUGCAGGUUGUAUAGUCAGGGUGGAUUAGUUGCAGGUUGUAUAGUCAGGGUGGAUUAGUUGAAGGUUGUAUGGUCAGGGUCGAUUAGUUUUAUAGUGACCAUGUGGUGUCUUGAAAAUGGCUUUUGGAUAGAAUAUGGAGGAAGGUCAUUACGAGACGAGAUUGGAAAGCUUGGUCCGAGUCUCACUCUGCCCUCACAUCAUCUGGAGCAUAGAAUUGCUCACUGCAGACAAUGUGCAACACAUACAUCCUCAUAUGCCUCCAUGUGGAUAUAUUUUGAGUCAUCAGUGGAGCUUACCUCAUGAUAUAUUGUCUGGGAAAGUAGCAGUGAUGUCUGAGAGUUGUGAUUCAGGUGGUAGCAUACAUACUGGAGCCCAUUCUCCUCAACAUGAUGAAAUCAAAACAUGUUUCCUCGGGUAGUAAUGGCCGCCAGUUCAGAUCAUCUUUAUCAUACAUGAGCGCCAGGCCUGAUUCCACCGUCUUGCAGUGAAUGUUCUUACAAUGCAUAUGAUGUUACAUGAUUCACCUCACUGAUUGAGCAGACGUGACCUCAACCUAGGGCAUGGCUGUAUCAUCCAUACUCACCGUAGUUUUUAUCUCUAUUUUAUGAUGGAAUCUUCCGUAGAUUUUGGAAGGACAAAUUCAACUCCUGUUUAUUAGAUAUUUGUAUAAAGCUUCUUAGCAUAAUUUAUGCAAUUUAUUGCCAUUUUGAAUAUAUUAUGAUGAUGAGAUUAUCAGUUUAUUUGUAUUGGACUUAUUAAUAUGUUGUAUAUAUUUCCAAUGUGGGGCACAAUCUCUGGAGAGGACGUCAAUCUGUGGGUUGUUUUUCGAAUGAUUGGGAACAGAAAUGAUCUUUUCCAUUUAAAUGAUCAUGAUUCGAUUAUUUUAGGUUAGAAGUCAUUUUGGGUGGGAAUUUGGUGAUUUUGUUAGGAAGUUUUUAUGUGUGUUUACCUCUUCAAUCAAGAAUAGUCAUUAUUUAUUCUUGAUUCAGUGCAGUCUGUUUCAAGCAUAAUUUAUAGUUGUGUAUACAUUGUCAGUUUUGGAGGUGUUAACCUGUUUGUUUGUUUGGGGGGGGGGGGGGGGGGAUGAGACCCCUUACACCAGAAUGGGUAGUAAGACACAUUUGGGACCUAUGGAAUUAUUCGCAUGUUCAUUAUAGCUUGGGUUAUAAGCUACAUUUGAUACUACUUCCUUCUUUGUAUCUAUUGUGAUGCCUGAGAUAUUCAUAAAUAUGUUUGGAGAAAUGUAUUACAACGUUGUUUGAAGAAAUUGAAGGUUUUAAACCCGGAUAAAAGGUUGAGGUAAACAGGUCACUUGAUCAUUGCUCUUGGACUCAACAGUGAAAGGUUGAUAUUGUGUAUAUUGCAAUGAAUUCUAGAACUAUGCACUAGAAGCUACCUGGAUGGAUGAGUCAUCCGGGCUCGAGAGUUGGGGUUUAAAGUCAACACAUUAGUUAUUUCCCCUUGGGAGGACACAAGUUACUUUAAAUGUAUUUUGGAUGACAUUUUUGCCAAAUUCUUUGCUUUUCUAUGGUUUUAGUAUUACACAGUAGUACAUGUACUAUGGUGCAAUUGUGUUCAAGUGUCCUGGAGAAUCUGUAACCAUAGUAACCACGUUGUAAACACUUUGUUGACAUAGUGAAUGCUGGUCAGAGCGUUUGUAUGGAGAGAUCGCUUCUGAUGAGAAAAUUCUUUCAGAAAAAUUUUAAAAUAGGCCUUGAAUUUUCAAUUGGAAUGUUUUACAGGGCUUUACGAUCAUUCUGAUUGGUUACAACUUCUCCAGGAUACAAUCUAUCGGAUGCAUUUAAAUCUGCCUAAUGAUCUUUGUAAAUGUGAUGUUUAUACAACUUGUACAUGGAGGAAUAAACUGUAUAUUACAUGA
This is a messenger RNA of Lineus longissimus, 5231 nucleotides long. RefSeq names its product colorectal mutant cancer protein-like. Lineage: Eukaryota; Metazoa; Nemertea; Pilidiophora; Heteronemertea; Lineidae. Gene Ontology annotation, molecular function: calcium ion binding. The coding region runs from base 94 to 3021 and encodes 975 amino acids. The record is from RefSeq and is a predicted model, not a curated record. The transcript has 16 exons.